Carya illinoinensis is the source of this 2719-nucleotide messenger RNA. RefSeq names its product zinc finger CCCH domain-containing protein 13-like. The transcript is spliced from 12 exons. The record is from RefSeq and is a predicted model, not a curated record. Bases 170 to 2578 code for a protein of 802 amino acids. Lineage: Eukaryota; Viridiplantae; Streptophyta; Magnoliopsida; Fagales; Juglandaceae.
CUACACUCUACCUUUAUAUUUUUUGCUUCAUUUUUGUUCAGAUUUUUAUUUGUAGGGUAACGGGUUCAUUUUGUUCUGAGUCUUAAAUCUUUCGGUUUCAUAGCGAUUUUACCUUCAUUUUCCCACAGUUCUCUCGUUAACCGUAAGGGGAAUAAAAAGGAUUAUCAUUAUGAGCGGUGCUCCUAAAAGAUCUCAUGAAGAGAGUGGUCAUUCCUCAUCGUCAAAAUACCCACAUGAGGAUUCUGGUGCAUACCCCAAGAUGUCAGCUGCUGUUUCAAGCGACUACCAUCCCCCUUACGAGAUAGUUCAAGAAAGUCGGGUGCCAAAGCUUCCCCGGACUGAAUCUCGCGAUGCAGAUAGAAGAUCUCCUCUUCAUUCAAUGUAUAGGAUUCCAUCUUCUUCGAAUGAUUCACAUGUCGAUCAUUCUGAAAGCAAGAUGGAAUUGAAGGAUUCCAAGGAUUGUAGAGAUCUUCGGUUUGAGAACCGAGAUACAAAGAUGGAGACAAGGGAGUUGUAUGGUGAGGGGAGGAGGGAAUCUCAAAAUGUGAAGAGUGAAAAGGAUGUAAGACCUGAGAGUAGAGGAGAUGAUAAUAAGGAAAUGAGAUAUGAUAGGGAAAGUUUUAAUGAUCCAAAAGGUGAUGUGAAGACGGAAAAGGAUGUUUAUGGCGCAGCAAGUAGUCACUUGAAUUGGAAAGAAUCAAAAGAACACCAUAGGGUAAAAAAAUAUCUGGAUGCCCCAAGUGGAGGUAUAAAUAUCUGGCAUGUUCCACGUGUUAAUUCACAAAGCCCCAGCGAGGUUGGAAAGGAAGGCUCAACAAUUGAGGAGAGGGAUUAUGGGGAAUCUCAUGAGGCUGUCGGAGAAAACAAAGUUGGUUCAAAGGGUGAAGAGAAAUUGAAAGAUAAGGAUAGAAAGAGGAAAGAUGUGAAGCAUAGGGAUUGGGGAGAAAGGGAUAGGGAAAGAACUGAUCGUAGGAGUGGUCCUCCAGUAGCUAAUAGUGGUGGUGAGUGCAAAGAUUCAACGAAAGAAGAAAGAGAUGUAGAGAGGUGGGAGAGAGAGAGAAAAGAUUUUUCCAAAGACAGGGAAAGACUGAAAGAGAGGGAAAAGGAUCAUACCCGGAGGGAGCCAUGGAAUGGAGUAGAUAAAGAGAUUUCUCACAAUGAGAAGGAAUUAGGGGAUGGGUCUUUAAGAAUUCCGGAGCAGGAAAAUCUAGCAUCAGAGCAGAAGAAACAGAAAGAUUUUGAUAGCUGGAAAGAUGUUGAUAGGGAAGCAAGAGACAGGAGGAAAGAAAGCAAUGAUAUUGAAGGAGAUAUAACUGAAAGGCGCACUAGGUGCGAUGACAAAGAAUCGGACGAUGGAUGUGCAGAUGGUGAAGGGGCUUCUGAAAGGGAAAGGGAAGUUUAUAAUUAUGGAGUUCAAAGGAAGAGGAUGCAGCGGUCAAGGGGUAGCCCUCAAGUGGCUAGCCGUGAGCACCGUUUUAGGUCUCGUGCUCAAGAAAAUGAAGGAUCUCAAGGUAAAGUUGAAGUUUCUUCUGUUGUUUAUAAAGUUGGUGAAUGUAUGCAAGAACUGAUAAAGUUGUGGAAGGAACACAAAGCAUCAGAAGCUGAAAAUAAUGGGGAAAGCUCAUUACAUGGUCCAACUCUUGAAAUUCGAAUUCCUGCUGAGCAUGUUACAGCUACAAAUCGCCAAGUCAGAGGUGGCCAGCUCUGGGGGACAGAGAUAUACACUGAUGACUCGGAUCUUGUUGCUGUUCUCAUGCAUACCGGUUACUGCCGCCCUACAGCUUCUCCUCCUCCACCUGCUAUCCUAGAGUUGCGUGCUACUAUUCGAGUGCUACCUCCACAAGAUUGUUACAUAUCCACUUUGAGAAAUAAUGUUCGUUCUCGAGCUUGGGGUGCUGCAAUUGGUUGUAGUUACCGUGUUGAGCGAUGCUGCAUCGUGAAGAAAGGUGGUGGAACCAUUGAUCUUGAACCUUGUCUUACACAUACAUCAACAGUGGAGCCUACCCUUGCUCCUGUGGCCGUCGAACGGACAAUGACUACCAGGGCUGCCGCUUCGAAUGCAUUGCGGCAACAGCGAUAUGUACGAGAAGUUACAAUACAGUACAACCUCUGCAAUGAGCCUUGGAUUAAAUACAGCAUAAGCAUUGUUGCUGACAAGGGUCUGAAGAAACCCCUUUAUACAUCUGCACGAUUGAAGAAGGGAGAAGUUUUGUAUUUAGAAACCCAUUCACGCAGGUAUGAGCUUUGUUUCACUGGAGAGAAAAUGGUCAAAGCUAUACCAGCAACUCAGGUACAUGACUUGGAGACGGAGAAGUCUCAGAAUCAUCACUCACAUUCCACAAAUGGUGAAAGAAAUGAUUGUGAUAACAUGGUGAUUGAUGCAUUUCGGUGGUCUCGAUGCAAGAAGCCUCUACCCCAGAAAGUCAUGCAAUCAGUUGGGAUCCCUCUUCCCCUUGAACAUGUGGAGGUAUUGGAGGAAAAUCUUGAUUGGGAAGACGUGCAGUGGUCACAAACAGGAGUAUGGAUUUCUGGAAAAGAAUACACACUUGCUAGGGUGCAUUUUCUAGCCACCAGUUAGUCAAGUCUUUUAAAGGUACCUUCACUAUGUAUGUAGAACUAUUUGAUCCUGAUCCGAUGUAUUGAACAAAUCUGUUGCUUUGUAAUGAUGCAAGUUCCGAAUCAUAAAAAUGCUGGUUAUCUAUUUAUUUUAACUUCUGCA